Messenger RNA from Phacochoerus africanus (Common warthog), 1083 nucleotides. RefSeq names its product keratin associated like protein 29-1 (gene KRTAP29-1). The transcript has a single exon. Gene Ontology annotation, molecular function: structural molecule activity. NCBI's taxonomy places the organism in Eukaryota, Metazoa, Chordata, Mammalia, Artiodactyla, Suidae. Gene Ontology annotation, cellular component: keratin filament. The record is from RefSeq and is a predicted model, not a curated record. Bases 1 to 1083 code for a protein of 360 amino acids.
AUGGUGGACAACUCUUGCCCUGGAAAUGCUGCUGCCAUUCCAGCUGUGCCCACCAUCUCCAUCUGCCCAAAGGACGGCAGCUUCCGCGAUGCUAUCUGUUUGCCUAGUUCCUGUAGGAGCAGAACGUGGCAACUGGUUACAUGCCAAGAAAACUGUCAGCUCUGCAGCAGUGCCCCCAGUGGCUGCGAACCUGCUGCUUGCCAGCCUCCCUACCGUCCAGCAACUUCUUGUGUGGGCUUUGUAUGCCAACCCGUUUGCUCCUGUACUACCUGCUAUGGAUCUGGCACUGGUCAGUCUCCUUGUCCGGUUAGCUCAUGCCAGCCCUCAUGCUUGGAGUCCACCAGUGGUGCAGCAAAGGGCGGCGAAGCCAGCCCCUCCCAGCAAAGCUCCUGCCAGGAGCCUGUCUACCUGUCCGGAUCAUGCCAGGCAGCUUGUGGCCAACUGGUCUGCUGUGACAUUAGGUCCUAUGAGCCAUCCUGCUCUGAAGGAACCUCCUGUCCAGAAGCAUCUUGCCCACCAACCAUCUGUGCAGCAAGCCCAUGCCAGCCAACCUGCCGCCAACCAGGUUCAUGUCAACCCAUUAGUGGUGAAGACCAGCCCUCUACCUCAAUGUAUUACCAACCUAUCUGCUACAUUUUCAAGCCUUGCCAAUCAGUUCCCUGCCUGUCUGUUCCCUAUCAGCUCUCUACUUAUGUGUUCAGUUCUUGCAACCCUACUUGCUGGGCGUCCUCCCCUUGCCAGAGCCUCCAUUGCCAACCAGCUCCUUCCAUAUCCUUCGUCUGCCAGCCAGUGGCUAACUGCCAGCCACCUUGUUCUGUCAAGAACCCUUACAAACCAGCUUCCUGUGGCACUGUGCUUUCUGGCCAACCAACCUGUGGCGAACCCACUUCCUGCCAUCAAAGUGGCUGCAAAUCUCCUUCUUGCCAACCAGUCUGCUGUGUGACAGGUUUUGACAAAUCAUCCAGUGGAGGCUCCAAUUGCUUCCAACACACUGCCCCAAGUCUCUGCAGAGCCAGCACCUGCUUGCCGACCUCCUGCCCACCCAGCCAGGACUCCAGCUUCUGUAAGGCCAAGCUUCCUUGA